This is a messenger RNA of Gopherus flavomarginatus (Mexican gopher tortoise), 1986 nucleotides long. RefSeq names its product cysteinyl-tRNA synthetase 2, mitochondrial (gene CARS2). Gene Ontology annotation, biological process: cysteinyl-tRNA aminoacylation. Gene Ontology annotation, molecular function: cysteine-tRNA ligase activity; ATP binding. Gene Ontology annotation, cellular component: cytoplasm. Lineage: Eukaryota; Metazoa; Chordata; Testudines; Testudinidae. The transcript is spliced from 15 exons. Bases 53 to 1849 code for a protein of 598 amino acids. The record is from RefSeq and is a predicted model, not a curated record.
CCCGCGCGGAGCUCUCGCCGCCCCGGGGGUGGUUGCGCGGCGCGGGACGAGCAUGCUGCAAGCGCGGCUGGCUCCCGGGGUGGCCGCUGCCUCCCGCUGCCUGCGCUCCGCGAGCCGGGGAGAGCUCCCCGGGGCAGCCGGCCGAGGAGCUGGUGCGGAGGCCGGGCUGGUGCGGAGUCGGGCCUCCCCGCCGAGGUGUUGCUCUGGCUUCGGGAGGAAGUGGAUCAAACCCACAGGCCGGGAUACUGGGAUCCAGACCUACAACAGCCUGAGCAGAAGCAAAGAACCCUUAAUACUGGCCAAUGCAGGAGUGGCGACCUGGUAUAGCUGUGGGCCAACAGUGUAUGAUCAUGCACACCUUGGGCAUGCUUGUUCCUAUGUUAGAUUUGAUAUUAUUCGAAGAAUAAUAACUAAAGUUUUUGGCAACCAAGUAGUCAUGGUGAUGGGGAUUACAGACAUAGAUGACAAAAUAAUUAAAAGAGCCAAUGAGAUGAACAUAUCACCAUUAGCUCUUGCCCGAGUUUAUGAAGAAGACUUUAAACAAGACAUGACUGCAUUAAAGGUUCUUCCCCCAACAGUAUAUAUGAGAGUGACUGAAAAUAUUCCUCAGAUAAUUUCUUUUAUAGAACGAAUAAUGGCUAGUGGACAUGCUUAUGCAACCUCCGAAGGUAAUGUUUAUUUUGAUGUCAAAUCUAGGGGAGAACGAUAUGGAAAGUUAACAAGUGUUUACCCUGAUGUACAAGAGGAGAUGGUUGAUAGUGAUAAGCGACAUGUCAAAGAUUUUGCCCUGUGGAAGGCAGCCAAACCUCAAGAACUUUAUUGGGUUUCUCCUUGGGGAAAAGGAAGACCUGGCUGGCACAUCGAGUGCUCUACAAUUUCGAGUACAAUGUUUGGAAGCCAACUGGAUAUCCAUACUGGUGGCAUAGAUCUUGCGUUCCCACAUCAUGAAAAUGAAAUUGCACAGUGUGAGGUUUAUCAUCAGUGUGAACAAUGGGGAAAUUAUUUUCUACAUUCUGGGCAUUUGCUUAUUAAAGGAAAUCAAGAAAAAAUGUCAAAAUCAUUAAAAAACUACAUUACAAUUAAGGAUUUUUUGACAAAGAAUUCAGCGGAUGAAUUCAGAAUGUUUUGUUUACGCAGCAACUACAGAUCAGCAAUAGAAUUUGGUGAUGACACCAUGAAUGACGCAAAGAACCUCCUUCAGGCCAUCUCUUCUUUUAUUAGUGAUGCAAAUGCUUAUAUGAAAGGACAGCUGGUGUGUGACCCCAUUAAGGAAGAUAUACUGUGGGAGAUGCUAGCCAACACAAAAGCAAAUGUAAAGGCUGCAUUUGCAGAUGACUUUGACACCUCCAGGGCUGUUGCUGCAAUUAUGGACCUCAUUCACCAUGGCAACAGACAGCUUAAGGCUGUUACUAAGGAAGGUGGAUCUCCUAGAAGCCCUGUUGUGUAUGGGACCAUGCUUUCCUAUAUAGAGGACUUCUUUAACACUGUUGGAAUAUCUCUUGGAAACAGACAGGUUGUUCCAGAAAACAAAAAUUUAGCUAUGCUUUCCAGUGUGAUUGAUGAGCUAGUGAGCUUCCGUGUCAAGGUGCGGAAUUAUGCUCUUGCUAUGCCUGGAGCAACAGAAGCAAUGCAGGUGGAAGGUACCAUUCUAACAAAGGAAACAAAACAGGAAGAGAAAGAGACAAGACAACAGUUAUUGCUGGAGCGAGAACCCCUUCUGCAGGCUUGUGACAACCUGCGGCGAGACCUUGCUGCAUUUGGAAUCAACAUAAAGGACAGGGGUACUACUUCUACGUGGGAAGUGGUGGAUCAACGAAGAGAAGAGCAAAGAACUGAAACUGGCAGCUGAUAUAGCACAGGAACAUGAGUGGACUGAUCAUGUUGCAAUGAAUGCUUUAGGAACAACUAAAUUAAUUAUUUCCCAAUCAAAGUUUCAAAAAGGAACCUUACAGAAAUGUGUCUAAUAAUAAAGAGUGUUAACUUAAA